GCUACAGUGUGCGAAGUACACUGCUAGCCUGAACACCUCACGAGGUGCUAUUUUUAGAGAAAUUUACUUUUUAAUAAGUACCAUCCGCCUAAUUGACUUUGUGAAAACAAGUAACGAGUGUUUAGUUAUUAUAGACCGUACUAAUGAAGACUCCGUCGCAUAAAGAGCUUGAUGGCGAAAAAUAAGGAGAAAUCGAACCUCAGUGUCGGAGGGAAGGAGUGGAGGGAGAGGUCCGAGCCACUCUUGGCCGUGCCUGAAGAUGAAAGAGAGUCCCCGCACUCGCUACCGCGGCUCAGUGUGGUGGCCCCUUGCAGCCGCAGCUCCAGCGCAGACCCCAUCACGCCGCCGUGUCCGCCCUCGCCGCAACCGCCGCCUGCGCAGCCCAGGCAUCCUCUCUCACAUGGCGACGAAUCAAUGACAGUGGUCCUAUCAGCGUUUUACGCGAAAUUGUUAAUAGUACUGGGGGCGGCUUUGCCGAUAACAAGUACGAUACAGAAUGAGCUUUACACAAGCCUCACCUCAGACAUCUUCACAAUGUACUUGUAUAUCGUCAGCAUGAUGUUUCUGGCGUAUACGUUCUAUCAUCUGCGGAUGACAAGGAAGGAUAAGGGUGAUUUAGGCCACUUAAGACCGCUCCCAGUCGGGAUUGGGGACUUUGGAGUGACCAGACCCUCCAUACAAUAUUCUCCUCCUUCUCAAAACGUAAAGCGCACCCGUUACGGCAGCUUCUACCUGCACAUGGGGGUGUGUGGGUUCAGCGUGGGCUCCGUCAUCUACUCCUGCCUCCAGUUUGGAGGGUACUUCGACCUGAGCGGCGACUGCCAGCUCGCCGUCGUCGCUAUCAAGCCUGCUGCGAGGAUUCUCUUCAUGGUGGCGCAGACUGUCUUCAUAUUCUCUUAUACGGACAUUCUAGAUCCUAUGCGCGGUGUGGUCCUCGAUAGGUUCGGGUUAAUGCACCUGAUAGCCACCAACGUCUGCGAGUGGCUGAACGUCGUCAUCCAAGAAACUAGAGACGACAUCAUAGCAGUCGCUUACGAUCGACCAGCCCUGCUCCGUUACGCCAACAUCAGCGGCCCGGCCAAAGUUGUCAUAGCUGACGAAAUCGACAACGUAACUUUUGUAGAACACCGCGAAGAUUUGACCCUCAAUCUGACAAAUCUAGUUCUAAAUUUAACAGUAAGGAAUGAAAGCUGGCAAUGCAAUGUGUCGGAUAUGAUAACUCCUCUAAUAAGAGCGGUAAAUCCUUACUUAAGGCCUUGCGGUGUGGAGUUUAGUCUACUGUGUUCAGUCAUCAUUGCUGUUAUAUGGAAUGACAUUUGCACAGUGCCUGGAUCUAAACCACUUAGAGAGACGAUGAACCUAGCAAAAGACAGGCAGUGUUGCGCACGCGUCAAGUCCAGCAACCAUUUCUCAGUAGACUGCGGCAGCGCACAUAAAGGCCUGUUCAUGGGAGUGGCGGUGUUAGCUGGCACCAUAGUUAGCCUCAUGCUGUUCAACGGAUUGUUCCAGAAUGAGAAGCACGUGGAGCUUGCUUUACUGCAGAUAAACGUAUGGGAGACGAUCCUGUUCAUCCUAAUGACCCUGGGAUCCGGAGCGUGCUUGCAUCGCAUGCGCACGCUGACAGUACGCCGGGCGGUGUCAGUCAUGCCACUGGAACACGCCUUGCUGCUCGUGACGCAAUGUGGCGUCUACCUUUAUUAUCUGUUCCAAAUCAUCGGCGCAGGAUUCCUUAUACAAAGAUAUCCUGAAGGACGGCGAGCAACUAGGAUAAUAUCGCCGUUGUGUGCCGUGGUGCAAAGCUCCUGUCAAACCCUGUUGGUGUUGGACGCGUGGUCGCGGCGCUGUCACGGUCGCUCACGCCCAGGGCGGCAGCUGGUCACUUUCCUCCUCGUGGGCAACUUCGCGCUCUGGUUGCUCAACCGGGUCAAGAAUGCCAGAGCUGAGUUUCAUCCUUUACAGAUGGAGUUCUAUGGCGUGUGGGCGUGGACUCUCAUCACCCACGUCUCCGUACCCCUCCUCGUCUGCUACAGAUUUCAAGCCACCGUCUGUUUUUAUGAAAUAUGGAAAAAUGCCUAUAAGCGAAAUAAAUAUGACAUUGAACUAGAAGAGUUUGAAUUAAAGAAUCAUCACGUAGCCUAAA
Messenger RNA from Pectinophora gossypiella (pink bollworm), 2140 nucleotides. Its product is annotated as proton channel OtopLc-like. Bases 172 to 2139 code for a protein of 655 amino acids. The record is from RefSeq and is a predicted model, not a curated record. Gene Ontology annotation, molecular function: proton channel activity. The transcript is spliced from 12 exons. Gene Ontology annotation, biological process: proton transmembrane transport. Lineage: Eukaryota; Metazoa; Arthropoda; Insecta; Lepidoptera; Gelechiidae. Gene Ontology annotation, cellular component: membrane.